Drosophila sulfurigaster albostrigata is the source of this 2021-nucleotide messenger RNA. RefSeq names its product peptidyl-prolyl cis-trans isomerase sig-7. Bases 153 to 1973 code for a protein of 606 amino acids. NCBI's taxonomy places the organism in Eukaryota, Metazoa, Arthropoda, Insecta, Diptera, Drosophilidae. The record is from RefSeq and is a predicted model, not a curated record. The transcript has 2 exons. Gene Ontology annotation, molecular function: peptidyl-prolyl cis-trans isomerase activity; RNA binding. Gene Ontology annotation, cellular component: nucleus. Gene Ontology annotation, biological process: protein peptidyl-prolyl isomerization.
AUUAUUUUAUUUAGAACUACGAUAAAUUACGUUACAAGAUGUUUUAUUUUGGUUUUGAGAUUUUGUUGUUUUUAAAUGUGGUCACACUUUUACACCACUGUCUUUUCGGUACAUGAUUGCAAACAAAAUAAGUUUGCCCUAAUCCGUGAAAUAUGUCUGUGGUCAUUGAGACUACACUGGGCGACUUGACGGUGGAUCUGUUCACAGACGAGCGACCAAUUGCGUGCCUGAACUUCAUAAAGCUAUGCCAGUUAAAGUAUUACAACUUCAACCUUUUUCACACGGUGCAACAAGGCUUCAUAGCGCAAACGGGCGACCCCAAUGGCUCUGGAGAUGGCGGCUCCUCCAUUUGGGGUGUUGUGGAGGGAGCACACAAGCGUUUCUUUGAGGCCGAAUACAUACCGAAGAUUCAUCAUUCAAGCGCCGGACUGGUCUCAUUUGUCAGUGCUGGCAAAAACCUUGUGGCAUCACAGUUCUUCUUCACGCUUGGUGAGAAUCUAACUUCUCUGGAUGGGACUCACUGCGUUUUUGGUGAGGUAGUGGAGGGACACGAGUUGCUGCGCAGUCUAAACGAUGCCAUUGUCGAUGAUAACUUCCGUCCUUAUCAAGACAUACGUAUCACCCAUACAGUUGUGCUCGAGGAUCCGUUUCCCAAUCCACGCGGCUUUCAAGUACCCAGCCGUUCGCCGUCUCCCAGUGCAGAGCGGUUGAAGAAUGGACGCAUUGCCGCCGAUGAGGACAUCGACGACACCGACGGGAAGACCAUGGAGGAAAUGCAAGAAUUGCUGGCUGAGCGUGAAGCCAAAGCACGUGCUACAAUUCUUGAAAUAGUGGGUGAUUUACCAGAUGCGGAGAUGGCGCCGCCGGAGAAUGUUCUGUUUGUAUGCAAACUGAAUCCCGUGACAACCGAUGAUGACCUGGAGAUCAUAUUCAGCCGGUUUGGCGUCGUAAAGGGAUGCGAGGUAAUACGUGAUCGCAAAACAGGUGACUCCUUGCAAUACGCUUUCGUGGAGUUCGACAACCAGAAGUCAUGUGAAGCAGCCUAUUUUAAAAUGGACAAUGUGCUUAUCGAUGAUCGACGUAUUCACGUCGACUUCUCGCAAUCUGUAUCCAAGGUGACUUGGCGCGGUAAAGGCCGUGGUGUUGUGGGUUCUGAUGGAAAGCUGGAUUUCAAUAAUUUGAGAGAGAAAAAUGGAUAUAGUAAUAUGAAUAAAACCAGAGAAGAUGGACGGAAUAAGGCUGAGUACGACCAGCAUAAUCAGAGAAGCCGAAUGAGUUCUAAGGAGCGUAGAAAGGCUCGUGAGCUUCGCCACCAAGAACAGAAAGAUAGUCAUCGAUCAAGAGAUGAUAACGCUCGACGUCAUAGAGAACGAUCACGGUCAAGGGAUCGAUCUACUCAGUACCGAUCACGAUCGAGAAAUCGGCAUACUCAGCGACAUUCCCGAUCAAAGGAUUGGCCUACCCAGCGACGUUCCCGAUCAAAGGAUCGGCCUACCCAGCGACGUUCCCGAUCAAAGGACCGGCCCACCCAGCGAUCUAACCAGCGGCGCUCGCGAUCAAGAGAUCUGCAUUAUCAGCGACAUUCGCAAUCUUAUGAUUCGCAUCGUAGAAACCCAUCAUCAGCUUACAAGGGUAAUAAUUACUCGACCGAAUAUAGAAGUCAAUUGGAUCAUAGCUUUGAAAGAAGAGAUGCGGAUGAAAGUACACACAGAAAGCAAGAAAACGUCAAGGUCGAUGACAACAGCAGAAGGCGUAAGGAGGACUGGUCUGGAAGUUCAACAAAAGGAAAAAAGAAAUCCAAACGUGCCAAGAUCAGCAAAUCCUCAGACAGUGAAUCAUCCUCAACUGAUGACAGUUCGGACGCUAGCUCCAAAGGCAGCACACCCUCGUCAUCAGAACCUAGAAAGAGGGAAAAGAAACCCAAGAAAUCCAAGUCGAAGAAACACAAGUCCAAAACAAAGCACAAGAAAUAAUAGUUGGAUAGUUUAUUAUUAACAAUAUACAAUUUGGUUCCACAUCUA